Molecule: messenger RNA, 1616 nt
Organism: Ceratitis capitata (Mediterranean fruit fly)
Lineage: Eukaryota; Metazoa; Arthropoda; Insecta; Diptera; Tephritidae
Gene: Art1
Product: protein arginine N-methyltransferase 1
Exons: 4
Coding region: 234-1340 (368 amino acids)
Biological process (GO): peptidyl-arginine methylation
Cellular component (GO): nucleus
Molecular function (GO): protein-arginine N-methyltransferase activity
Source: RefSeq, a predicted model, not a curated record
AUGAAAUGUCACUUUGGCGCCAUGUUACAAGCAUUGAUCAAUUUGGCAUUUGCGCAAAAUUUACCUACAUGCGGUAAAACAAGGGGCUGUUAUUUUUAUUAAUUGAAUACAUUAAUUGUGUACUUCAGUAUUGAAAAAUUAUCGAUCCUGCAAAGAAUUAGUAAAUUCUUACUGUGAGAGCAUACUAUAGUAUUUUGACAAACAGCUCGUAAGGAUUUACAUUUGGAUCGAAUAUGUCUGACGACGUUAUUAUGCAUUCGGGAACACCUGACAAAUCCCAUAAUGAAGCUGCUUUAAUUGCGAAUAACAUAAAGCAAAAUGAUAAUUCCAUAUCACGUUCAGCUACAGCAGAAGAAAUGACAUCGAGGGACUAUUACUUUGAUUCGUACGCUCAUUUUGGCAUUCACGAAGAAAUGCUUAAAGAUGAAGUGCGUACCAUUACAUAUCGGAAUGCUAUGUAUCACAAUAAACAUUUGUUUCGAGGAAAAGUUGUUCUUGAUGUUGGGUGCGGGACCGGUAUAUUGUCAAUGUUUGCUGCGAAAUCUGGAGCAGCGAGAGUUAUUGCAGUAGACUGUUCAAAUAUUGUAGAGUAUGCCCGGCAAGUUGUGAUAGACAACAAUCUUCAGGAUGUCAUCAGUGUCGUAAAAGGCAAAAUAGAAGAGAUCGAACUGCCUCCUGGUAUAGAAAAAGUUGAUAUAAUUAUAUCUGAGUGGAUGGGGUACUGCCUAUUUUAUGAAUCAAUGCUAGACACCGUUUUGCAUGCACGUGAUAAAUGGCUUAAACCAGAUGGUAUGAUGUUCCCAGAUCGUGGUACUUUAUAUAUAACAGCAAUUGAAGAUCGGCAAUAUAAAGACGAGAAAAUUAAUUGGUGGGAUGAUGUGUACGGAUUUGAUAUGAGCUGCAUUCGCAAGGUUGCAGUGACAGAACCUUUGGUGGAUGUAGUCGAUCCGAAACAAGUCGUUUCUACUUCUUAUAUGGUUAAAGAAGUAGAUUUGUAUACAGUUAAAAAAGAAGACUUGGAGUUUUCCUCUCCAUUUAACCUUAUUAUUAAGCGCAACGACUUUGUGCAGGCACUGGUAACAUACUUCAAUAUUGAAUUCACUAAGUGCCACAAACGAUUGGGAUUUAGCACUUCCCCCGAAGCUACAUACACACACUGGAAACAAACAGUGUUUUAUCUGGACGAUUAUCUUACAGUUAAAAAGGGUGAAGAAAUAGUUGGGACAUUUAAAAUGAAACCCAACGAACGGAAUAACAGAGAUUUGGAUUUUGUGAUUGACGUUCGUUUUAAGGGUGAGCUCUCCGAUGUUCACGAGCACAAUACAUAUAGAAUGCGUUGAUGGUAAACUCCAAUGGGUGUGUCUAAUUGAUGCGAAUAAAGAUUUUAUAAAGCAACUACUUUGUCAGUAUAUCCACCAAAUGAGAACUGGUGCAAGCAAUAACUGUUUUCAAGAUUAUUUGCUCAGUCGUUAAAAUAAUUCAGUAAUAUAAUUACCAGCACUUAUUGAAUCAUGAAAAUUUUUACGACUUGAACAAUUAAGUUAUUGUGAAUAUAAUAUUUAAAUGUUAUUAAACAUAACACACGCGGAUAUAAAUAAAAAGUAUAAUUGCAUGAA